Rhincodon typus (whale shark) is the source of this 7188-nucleotide messenger RNA. RefSeq names its product intraflagellar transport 122 homolog (Chlamydomonas) (gene ift122). Gene Ontology annotation, molecular function: protein binding. The record is from RefSeq and is a predicted model, not a curated record. Gene Ontology annotation, biological process: protein localization to cilium; intraciliary retrograde transport; non-motile cilium assembly. The transcript is spliced from 29 exons. Gene Ontology annotation, cellular component: intraciliary transport particle A; non-motile cilium. NCBI's taxonomy places the organism in Eukaryota, Metazoa, Chordata, Chondrichthyes, Orectolobiformes, Rhincodontidae. Bases 129 to 3692 code for a protein of 1187 amino acids.
AGAGUUGACCAGGACGACGCGCGCGGGAGGGCCCGGAACCGGGGCGCUCCUCCGGAGGGAGCCCCGAGGCCGCUUCAGCCCGUAAACCCCGGCGGCCUGGGUGUAUUACACCCACUCUCCCGGGCGAAAUGCGGGCCGUCCCCACCUGGAUUGACAGGGUGCACGACAGGGAGAAGGUCGAACAGUGUAUUUAUGAUAUUGCAUUCAAGCCGGAUGGAACUCAGUUGAUAGUAGCAGCAGGAAACAGAGUCCUGGUAUACGAUACUUCUGAUGGCACUCUUAUUCAGCCACUCAAAGGACACAGGGAUACUGUAUACUGUGUUGCUUAUGCUAAAGAUGGUAAACGAUUUGCAUCGGGUUCCACUGACAAGAGUAUUAUAAUCUGGACUUCGAAGUUGGAAGGCAUCUUGAAAUACACACAUAAUGAUUCCAUUCAGUGCAUUGCAUACAACCCAGUCACACAUCAACUGGCUUCCUGUUCUUCCAGUGACUUUGGUUUGUGGUCGCCAGAGCAGAAAUCUGUCUCCAAGCACAAAGUCAACAGCAAAAUCACCUGCUGCAGUUGGACAAACGAUGGUCAGUACCUGGCCAUUAGCCUGUUUAGUGGUAUUGUCAGUAUUCGAAGUAAGAGUGGAGAAGAGAAAGUGAGAAUUGAGCGACCUGGUGCUGUCCCAAUCUGGUCAAUUUGCUGGAAUCCAUCCAAAGAUGAACACACCGACAUCUUAGCUGUGGCAGACUGGGGGCAGCGACUUUCCUUUUACCAAUUGAGUGGGAAACAGAUUGGAAAAGACAGGGCACUGAACUUUGACCCCUGUUGUGUCAGUUACUUCUCAAAAGGAGAGUAUAUUGUGAUGGGAGGCUCCGAUAAACAGGUUUCUUUGUACACAAAGGAUGGAGUUCGUCUCGGUAGCAUUGGGGAACAGCAAUCCUGGGUGUGGACCUGCAGAGUGAAGCCAGACUCCAAUUAUGUUGUUGUAGGUUGUCAAGAUGGUACAAUUGCCUUUUACCAAAUAAUUUUUAGCACGGUGCAUGGACUAUACAAGGACCGCUAUGCCUAUAGGGACAGCAUGACCGAUGUCAUUGUACAGCAUCUCAUCACAGAACAGAAAGUGCGGAUCAGAUGCCGGGAACUUGUGAAGAAGAUUGCUAUAUAUAAGAACCGACUAGCAAUCCAGCUGCCGGAAAAAAUCCUGAUCUAUGAGCUCUUUUCAGAAGAUAAUACUGACAUGCAUUACCGAGUAAAGGAAAAGAUUACCAAAAAAUUUGAAUGCAACCUUUUAGUUGUAUGCUCACAGCAUCUUAUCUUGUGCCUGGAAAAGAGAUUGCAGUGCUUGUCAUUUAGUGGUGUGAAGGAGAGAGAAUGGCUCAUGGAGUCACUUAUUCGCUAUAUUAAAGUCAUCGGAGGACCAUCAGGAAGAGAAGGCCUAUUAGUUGGUCUGAAGAAUGGUCAGAUUCUGAAAAUAUUUGUUGACAACCCAUUUGCCAUUGUGCUUCUUAAGCAAGCUACAUCUGUACGCUGUUUAGACAUGAGUACAUCACGCAACAAACUGGCUGUGGUGGAUGAACACAACACUUGUCUGGUAUAUGACAUAAGUACAAAAGAACUCCUUUUCCAGGAGCCGAAUGCCAACAGUGUGGCUUGGAACACCCAGUGUGAAGAUAUGCUUUGUUUUUCUGGUGGUGGUUUUCUCAACAUCAAAGCCAGUAAUUUUCCAGUGCAUCAGCAGAAGCUUCAGGGCUUUGUGGUGGGAUAUAAUGGCUCCAAAAUCUUCUGCUUACAUGUGUAUGCCAUGUCAGCAGUUGAAGUCCCACAGUCUGCACCCAUGUACCAGUACUUGGAGAAGAAAAUGUAUAAGGAAGCCUAUCAAAUUGCCUGCUUGGGUGUAACAGAGAAUGAUUGGAGAGACCUAGCAAUAGAGGCUUUGGAAGGGAUGGACUUCGACACUGCUAAAAAGGCAUUUAUCAGAGUGCGGGAUCUCCGCUAUCUGGAGCUUAUUAGCAGCAUUGAGGAGCGUAAAAAGCAUGGUGAAAAUGACAACGAGUUGUUUCUCGCAGAUGUACAUGCCUACCAAGCCAAGUUCCAUGAGGCAGCUAAGCUGUACAAGAAGACUGGAAAUAACAGUCGUGCCUUAAAUAUGUAUACUGACUUAUGCAUGUUUGAUUAUGCCAAGGAUUUCCUUGGCUCAGGUGAUCCCAAGGACACAAAGAUGUUGAUUACUAAACAAGCAGACUGGGCCAGGAACAUCAAUGAACCAAAAGCAGCUGCAGAAAUGUACCUGUCUGCAGGAGAGCAUCUAAAAGCAAUUGAGAUCAUUGGGGACCAUGGUUGGGUUGAUAUGUUAAUUGAUGUAGCUCGUAAAUUAGACAAGGCUGAGCGGGAACCCCUAUCAAGGUGUGCCUAUUUUUUAAAGAAGCUGCAGCAUCCCGGAUAUGCCGCAGAGACAUACAUGAAAAUGGGAGACCUUGAGGCCCAGGUCUUGCUGCAUGUAGAGACCAGGCACUGGGAGGAGGCCUUUGCUUUGGUGGCUCGGCACCCAGAGUUCAAAGACACUGUAUAUGUGCCAUAUGCACAGUGGCUGGCGGAAAAUGAUCAAUUUGAAGAAGCCCAAAAAGCGUUUCACAAGGCUGGCCGGCAAGAUGAGGCAGUCAAGGUUCUGGAACAACUGACUCACAACGCAGUUCUGGAAAGCCGUUUCAAUGAUGCUGCCUAUUAUUAUUGGAUGUUGUCAAUGCAGUGUCUGGACAUAGCUCGAGAGAAUACAGAGAAGCAACAGGAGAUGCUUAAAAUGUUUCACCAUUUCCAACACCUGGCGGAACUCUACCAUGCAUACCACUCAAUCCAGAGAUAUACGGAUGAACCUUUUAGUUCCCAUUUACCUGAAGCACUUUUUAACAUCUCCAGAUUUUUACUUCAUAAUCUUACCAAAGAAACCCCUUUAGGCAUCUCCAAAGUUAAUACUUUAUAUGCUCUAGCCAAACAAAGUAAGGCGCUGGGAGCAUACAAACUGGCCCGGCAUGCCUAUGACAAACUACAGGGUCUUCGCAUUCCUGCCAGGUUCCAGAAGUCCAUUGGGCUAGGUAGCCUGACGAUUCGAUCUAAGCCAUUCCAUGACAGUGAGGACUUUGUACCUAUGUGCUACAGGUGUUCAACCAAUAAUCCACUGCUCAAUAACCAGGGAAAUGUAUGCAUUAACUGUCGACAGCCAUUUGUAUUCUCUGCUUCCUCUUAUGAGGUGCUGCCACUUGUUCAGUUCUAUUUGGAAGAAGGGAUCACAGAUGAAGAAGCAGUGGCCCUGAUUGAUCGAGAAGUGCCCAGCACAGAACUGAAAAAGGACGGCUGGCAGGAAAAGAAUAUUGGAGAUGCACAGACUCUACAGCUUGAUGACAGUGUGACAAAGAUUGAGACGGACCCAUUCACUGCAAAAUUGAGCUUUGAGCAAGGAGGCUCAGAUUUUGUUCCUGUGGUUGUGAAUAGAGAGGUUCUGCAAUCAAUGAGUAGGAGGGAUGUUCUGAUUAAACGCUGGCCAAAGCCAUUAAGGUGGCACUACUUUCGAUCACUGUUACCCGAUGUCUCCAUUACAAUGUGCCCUACAUGUUUCCAGAUGUUUCACAGUGAAGACUAUGAGCUGCUUGUUCUCCAGCACAACUGCUGUCCAUACUGUCGCCGGCCAAUAGAUGAACCCAGUGUCUGAUCACCACAGCGUGAUGAAAGACUAGAAAGGAAAAUGCCAUUCCUGGGAUAGAGGAAUCUCAACCUGAAGAACUUUACAGCUGCUAUUAAUGUUAAUGGCAUCAUCUGUUGUACCUUGAUCUGCUUCACACUGACCUUCCAGACCAGGUUGGUUGUAUUGUGGAGGCAGAGAGACCAACUCUAUCAUUUAGAAUACUGAACGUAGAAGUAUCUCAAAGAUUCACUCCCUUAACAUGCAGUGUUAGCAUUCAGUUAUUGAUUGAACAGAAAAUGAAACGAUUGAGGACUGUAUGUGAUGUGAGAACUGUGUAUGUUAACUAAAAUAACCUCAUGGGUGACACCUUUAUGAUGUGACCAGUUCUUUAAAUACAAUCCCUCUGUGGUAUAUGGUGUAUGAGUAGUGCUGGUUCAUUCACUACCAGCAAUAGGUUGAUUAGACUUAGUAUUAACAGUUUGCUCCCAUUCCCAAUUCCAGCUGCCUCCCCUGAGUAUAUGGUUUUCCAGGAGAUAUAUUGGAAGAUCUUGUUGAACUAUAACUGCAUACAUUAGCUGCAGCAGAGUGUGCGAUUGGUACCUAUUUUCAAGCUAACUAAAUGAAUAUGCACCACUGAUACGGAGCUUUGACUGUUGGGACCAAUAUUCCUCCCACUGAUUUGAAGUAUAUUACAGAACCAGAAUAGAUUUACAGCAGUCUCCCACCUCCCACAGCAUGUAUUUCCUUUCUGUUUGCUAAUUUAAAAAACAUGCCAAAAUCAGCUGAAGUAAUCUACAGUGCACAAGUGGUGUUUGUCUAGUUUGUUCCUUUCUCCUCCUCCCUGCUCCUAAAAGAUUAAGUGCUGUGCUUCAAACAAGGGAUGAUACCAAAUUGUAAGAGCUGCAAGUAUUUCUUCCUCUCUGAAUGAGGGGAAGCCAGACAAGAUGGGGGAGAGAAUGAAAUAUCUGCUUACCAUGAUGUGGUUGAGGAAGGAUGGGAGGACGCCGGAGUGGAGAACAUAAAGACCAGCAUGAAUGGUCUGUUUCUGUGUCAUUUUAUCCAAGGCAAGCCUAUAUCAAAAUCUAUGAAAUAGUUGCUUUGGGUUUGUAUGAUUACCUCCAUGCUACCUUGGUCCAAUUUAAAUCCAGUUACCUCAAAGUAAAAUUACUACAUUCCAUGUGAACCAAAAUGCGAUCACACCCACCCAAUUUAAAACCUGCCUGCUAUAUAUAAGAAGAAUUACCGAACUAUUUUCAAAAAAUGAGCUCACAAACAAAACCCUAUCUUUACACCAAUUGAGAAGCCUCUUGACAGAAAUAUGUGUAGAGUGAAGAUGGAAUUUGUAUUCUCGGUAAAUUUAAUUGGCAUGUUUGGAGCUUGUUUAUUAAAAGAUGUCUGGAAUGGUUUGGUUUGCCAUUUCACAUAAAUAUACAUAUAAAAUAGCACAACACAAGAACAGGCCCUAACAUAAUCUUCUCAUUUAUGGGCAGUGCUUGAUGGUUUUACAGUCUGUGUUGAGGGCAGCUUUGUGAUGAUAUCGUAGUUGUACCUAACCAUUACAGGAGUCCAUCUGGCAGAUGAUAUUCUGUAGUGUUUCUGAGGUUUGGGUCAGAUCCAGUUCAGACUGUUGAGGUAACAGUCUCUUCUCAGUGCAUGAAAUGAGCUUUGGACAAUCACAACGUACUUCCCAGAGAAUGCAAGUUUACAGCAACCUCUACUGUUUAAUUAUGGGUCAAUUUUUUGUUUGCAUACUUCUCACACAGAGUAUCAUCUACUGGGAUAGCACAGCAAGAGGUCAAACAACAUAAACACAAAACUCACAGAACUCACCCUGAUACUUCCUGCUGACCUGAACUUUGCACUAAGAAUACUACCAAGUGAAAUCUUAUUUUUAAUUGGUCAGUCCGAUUCUGAUUGGAUUUUGGUGAACAUUAAAGGUCUCCAGAUUGAUGCAGUGGGAGAUUUGGCAUAGGACAUACUGACUGAAUAGUGUAUAAGGAACUUGAUUCAGGGAUUGUCGUUUUCCAGACUGUCGUGGGAGUGUUUGAUAGGGACAUUGUAGAGAGAACUUUACUCUGUACCUAGCCCCAUGCUGUCCCUAUCCUGGGAGUGUUUGGGAUGUGGACAGUGUCGGGGAGGUUUACUUUAAGUUUAAAAGUGUAGAAGGACCUUUACUCAGAAUCUAACCCUGUGCUGUAGAGUGUUUAAUGGAGGCAGUGUUUCUUUAGUUUCAGUUUCAAAAGAGUAGAGCAAGUUUUGCUCUAUAUCUAACCCCACUCUGCAGCUGUCCUGAGUGUUUGAUGGAGGACAGUGUCGAUAAUGCAUCUAAAAUGUUUUAUCCCUAAUCUAUGGAGUGGUGGUUUUGUUACAGACUGCAAUUAUUUUUCAACAGCAACACCACCUGACCUCGUUUACUUAAGUGUUUGCCUCUGGCCCUUCCCCUUACUAAAGUGUUGAGCAUUACAUCCACAAUAUUAAGAAGGAUUAUGAGAAUUAUUUUUUUGACCUUGUAUGCAAGGAGACCUAGAAGUUGAGAGGAUGUCAGCCCAGUAAUAUAGUAAUGAUCUCCGUUUGCUUUAUAAGAUGACAGUCAGGUUUUGCUUGGACCCACUUGAAGAAGAUUGCUUUUGGCAUAAGUAUGUGCAAGUGUAAAUACGUGACGCUAAAAGUUUAAGUUUUAUUGUUGCUCUUGUGAUUUCCUUUUACCAGAGUUGGUUGAUUUAAACUAGAAUCGAAAAUUAGCAUCUGCAGACUUCACCUUGAUACAUUGUCCAGAAAUGUUUUGUAUUCUCCACAGUGAUAAAGCUCUGUGUGUAGUCGCUUAAAACUUCACCAUGUUUGUUCCCUAAAACACAUAAUGUGUUCCAAUGUACUCAGCCAAGCAGGACUGUUCAGGUAAAGCCUGUAGUUUGGCUCUUAGAUCUUUUGUCUAAAGUUUAAAAGUAGUGCCCAAAAAUCUGAGGGAAGGAGAACAGCACUAGAGAAGAAAUUGUCUUUGGGUGUGAAACAGCAACUAUCUGGGUGAUCUCAUAGCAAGCUGUGAGCCAAGUAGAGUGAGAAUGCUAGCAAGACAGUUACAGGGUGCAGUAAGCUAUCAAGCAUGCACUGGGCCUACAAACCAGAGGGACACUGCUGAGGUGCAACUGUGUAAUGGCACUGGCUCUCCCUGGAGGUAUGUAGUUCAAAGAGCAUUCAUUUCAUUGCCCAAUAAACUGAUUUAAGUCUCAACUUCUGAACGUAAAUGGCAUCAUGUGAAAGGUACUGGGGCAAUAUAAUUCUUUGAUGGAAGGAGUUUGUUGGAAUGUUACCAGAAAUGAACUCCCUUUUCCUGUGUUUAUUGUUACAAAAUUAGAAAAUGUCACUGAACUAUUUAAGUUCACUAUGAAUAGAUACCAAAAGCCUACUCCCUGUUUUUUGUGUCUUUGAAUUCAUGUGUGCAUUACUAAAAAUGUUUUUACCAUAUGGUUUCCUUGGAAAUAUUUCUGUGUGUGGGAAGUUCAAAUACAAUCAUUUUUAUUCAUAA